CUUCCUUUUCUUUGAGUCUCAUUUGCCUUUAUUGCCAUCCUAAGCCAGCGCAGCUUCUUCGAUUCUUUCAGUAUGUAUUUUUAAUUUUCUAUCAUUGAGGAGUGGCAUUCUUGUCAUAUUCUGAAACAUAUGGGGACAUUUUCGGACCACCAACAUUUGUGAAUCCUAUAAUUAUCAAGAGUGAUCGACCUGAAGGUGCAUGACAACAAAAGCAAGCGCUGCUUUAGAAAUCCUCUCCUUAUCCAUUUCGAAGAAGGAAAAUAAAAUCUUAAUGUCUUAUUCGGGCCUGGAAAAGAAGCUUCAACCGGCAAAGAAGGCCUGGAAACGCUUCGCCAAGACAAUCGAAACAAAAUUCCGUAACAACCUGAACUUCUCUAGUGCCAUCAAGGUCAUCAAGACCAGUUCUAAUCGCCUUUGUUGCUCUCUUCGUUCAUAUCGUCCUUUCAGGAAACAUUCCACAAUCAGAAGACCAUAUCGUGGCUACCAUUAUAAUAAUAGUAAUCUUUACCGACACCAUUAUAGCAGCAAGAACCAGGUUCGUAAGAACUUCUCACCCAUAUAUAUAGACAAUCUCUACUCUGUAGAAUCUCCAAGAUCAUCGUCUUCAUUGGAGGCCAAGCAUUCCCAUGCAGAAACUAGUAGCAGAGGUGAACAAGUGGUUGAUAAACAUGUUUUGCCCAGAAAAGUAGAAACGGAAAAAGAAAAGAAAAAGGAGAAGGUGUUGUAUAGCAUUGAAGAUGCUUGGAGAGAAGUUGUUGCUAAAUCACCGCAGCUGCGACCAGUGGAUGAGAGGGCUGAGGAAUUUAUAGCUAAUUUUCGUCGAGAAAUAAAGCUUCAGAGGGAGAAAUCCAUUGGUGAAUUUGAGGAGAUGUUGGCUAGGGGUGCCUAAAGGAUCAAUUUGCAUUUUCUUUCCUUUUCUUUUGUUAUCAUUUCUCAAUGUGGAAGUUUGGAUGAACAAGAAAAAGAAAAAAAAGGAUCUUAUUGAUUUUAAGGUUCUGUGUUCGCCAAAGAUGAACCGAUCAAGGCCAUUAUUUUGCUAUAAUGUUAUUUCAUUUUUUUUAAGGUGAUUAUGUAAAGUGAGAUUUCAUUAAUAUUUUCUUGAACUACAUUGCC
Molecule: messenger RNA, 1113 nt
Organism: Manihot esculenta (cassava)
Lineage: Eukaryota; Viridiplantae; Streptophyta; Magnoliopsida; Malpighiales; Euphorbiaceae
Exons: 1
Coding region: 200-889 (229 amino acids)
Source: RefSeq, a predicted model, not a curated record